Messenger RNA from Saccostrea cuccullata (small rock oyster), 979 nucleotides. RefSeq names its product E3 ubiquitin-protein ligase TRIM45-like. The record is from RefSeq and is a predicted model, not a curated record. The transcript has a single exon. Bases 14 to 979 code for a protein of 321 amino acids. Gene Ontology annotation, molecular function: zinc ion binding. Lineage: Eukaryota; Metazoa; Mollusca; Bivalvia; Ostreida; Ostreidae.
AUCUACAUAAACAAUGGAUCCCCACCUCGGUGCCCAGGAUGUGAUCAGAUGUGAUCUAUGUGAGACAGCUAUAGUACAGAUGUACUGUGAUUUCUGUCAUGUCAAUCUCUGUAAACCCUGUAUUGGAGAUCAUAUUGCUGAUGACUAUAACAAACAUCAAAUUGUCUCAUUCCAACAAAGAAAAUACACAUUGAUCUAUCCAAAGUGUGCAACACAUCAAACCAAAUCAUGUGAUUUACAAUGCAAGGAAUGUAACUUUCCUGUUUGUUCCUUAUGCUCUGCAUCAAAACAGCAUGAAGGACAUAAAUAUUUAGUCCUCGCAGAAAUAUACGACUCAAAGAAAAAUGAUAUCGCAAAAGAUACAGAGGAAUUACAAAACAUUAUUUCUCCUACAUACAUAGAAAUCACAAAAGAUCUAGAAACACAGAUUACUAACUUGGAUGAAGAAUAUGAGAAACUUACAACAGCCAUGACAGAACAUGGAAAACAAUGGCACAGAGAAAUUGACAAUGUCAUCAAUACCAUGAAAAAAGAAAUUGAUGAUUUUAAAGUAAAACACUUUGACAUUAUAAAGAAAUAUGCAGAAGAAGUGAAACAAAUACAGAUUCUUAUUGAACAAACUCUGCUCAAACUGGAGGAAAUAGAAGAAUCAAAUGAAGUGUCCAUGACCAUAGAAUACAUCUCCAGAAACAAAGAAUUCAGCAAACUUCCUCCCAAAGUGAAAGUAUCAUUGCCCAUUUUUAAUGCUAAUCCAGUAGAUACAGAACAGCUCUACAAGUUGUUUGGAUCUCUUGCACCAUUAUCUACAACAACAGAAGAAAAUGGCUACAAACUGAAGAUCCUAGACCAGGACGGACAGUUCCUCCGUUAUAUAGAUAACUGUGAUUUGAAGGAUCCAUAUGGUUUAUGUGUGAAUGAAAAUUUUGUAUUUGUUGCUGAAUGUGGAGGAAAGGUUAAGAAAAUUAAAUACCUUGAAUAG